AUGGAAGGUGAAGAAGGGCACAACUUGAGCACGAGGUUGACCCAUCCCCGGGCCGACGUGCCCUUCGAUGCCGUCGAGGACGCGGAACGCUGCGUCCACUUCCUGCAUGAUCAGGCCGAUGAACUGGGCCUCGACCGAAGGAGGUUGGUCCUGGGCGGCUUGAGUGCCGGAGGACACCUGGCGGCCAUGGCGGCCUUGGAACGCGGCACCGAGCUGGGACUUGCAGGCUUGGUCUUGCUGAACCCGGUGCUGGAUUUGGACUUUCGAGCCGGGUGGCGAAGGCAAACGCCGUCCAUCUGGCUGGGGGCGCACCUCCUCCGAGCCGUCUACGGGGAGGAGGCGCUCCAUGCGAAGUCCCCCCUGCACCAGGUGCGAAGCUUGCCUUUUCCAACCUUGAUCUUGCAUGGCGAGGAGGACACGCUGAUUCCACUCGCGCAGUCUGAAGCCUUUAUGAAGGAAAUGCGACGGUCGAACAACGAGUGCAUGGUCGUCCCCUUUCCACAGGUGGACCACGACUUCCUCCGGGUUCCGCCCGAGUUGGCCGAGCGCCAUGUCUCCACGCUGGGAGAGUUCUUUCGCUCUGCCGGCGUGCUGGCUUGA
This is a messenger RNA of Durusdinium trenchii, 600 nucleotides long. Lineage: Eukaryota; Dinophyceae; Suessiales; Symbiodiniaceae. The record is from the annotation of a GenBank genome assembly.